GGGGGAGUGAGGCCGAGCGGCGGCGGCGGAGGCGGCGUCGGAGGAGGAGGUGAAGCUCCUUGAAAACUUGUGUAAAAGGUAGACGUAACUCAGAAAAGCUGUAGAAGACAUUCUUCAAUAUUUUGGAGCUGAUUGGUGCUGGCCCACACAACCCUAAACAGAAGCAGGACCUGGAGAAACUCAAUGAUUUGAAGGUCAAAGCCCAACAGAUUAUGAACCAGUUUGGACCGGCAACUCUGAUAAACCUCACCAAUUUUCCCUCGGUAAAACCUGAUCCGUCCGGCACGCCCCCCCCAAAUACAAUGGCGAACAGCACCACUGUCGUCAAAAUACCUGGAACUCCAAGCUCAGGGGGACGAUUGAGUCCAGAAGGCAACCAGGUGUUGAGCAAGAAGAAGCUGCAGGAUCUGGUGCGUGAAAUUGAUCCAAAUGAACAGCUCGAUGAAGACGUGGAGGAAAUGCUGUUGCAGAUCGCUGAUGAUUUUAUUGAGAGUGUAGUAAGCGCCGCAUGUCAGCUGGCCCGUCAUCGCAAAUCCAACACGCUGGAAGUCAAGGAUGUCCAGCUGCAUCUGGAACGCCAAUGGAAUAUGUGGAUCCCAGGAUUUGGCUCAGACGAAAUUAGGCCGUACAAGAAAGCUUGCACAACAGAAGCUCACAAACAGAGGAUGGCACUGAUCCGCAAAACAACCAAAAAAUAAAUCUCCAGAGGACGAGAAGAAAAUCUUGUGCAGUGCAAUCUGCGGCGACUCCUCCAUUACUGUAGAGGAGCCUGGGACAGGCUGAUACAGUGCGUGNUUUUUUUUGUGCAGAGCUAAUGAAGUAACUUUGAACUGGCCCCAACAUACACCGUAGCAACAAAUUGGGCUCUUGACCGCUCCCUUCUGAAAUACAAAAAAAGCAUAAGGAUUUGUAAAAAGUGGAUGAUGUGUGUGUGAAAUCGUGACGUUUCCUUAUUGAUUAAUGGUAGUCUGAUAUAAUUGGGACUUAGUGGAGUGUUGAGUAGUUCGUUUUCAUAUCUUUGUAUAGAGGUAAUGUUGACGUACGAUUUUUUUUGCCAAUAAACUAUUACUCAACUUCA
Molecule: messenger RNA, 1078 nt
Organism: Callorhinchus milii (elephant shark)
Lineage: Eukaryota; Metazoa; Chordata; Chondrichthyes; Chimaeriformes; Callorhinchidae
Gene: taf12
Product: TAF12 RNA polymerase II, TATA box binding protein (TBP)-associated factor
Exons: 7
Coding region: 213-698 (161 amino acids)
Biological process (GO): DNA-templated transcription initiation; RNA polymerase II preinitiation complex assembly
Cellular component (GO): transcription factor TFIID complex; SLIK (SAGA-like) complex; SAGA complex
Molecular function (GO): DNA binding; protein heterodimerization activity; TBP-class protein binding
Source: RefSeq, a predicted model, not a curated record